AAUGUUUUCUUUUAGGAAAACGCUUUUUCCAAGUGCUUGGUCAAUAAUGUGCCAUGGAAUUUGGCAGAAUCAACAACCUGCAACAUACAAAGUACAGAUUCUAACACAAUACAUUUAAGGAGGACAAGGGGUCGAUUUUUUACAUUUGUAUUCAAGAAAGACAUAAACAGUCGUGUAUCUAAGUUAUCCAUAUCAAGCAUAGAAGCACACAACGGCGAACCAUGCUUUGAAAGUAUUUAUAUAGACGAUCAACAAGUGCCAGGUAGUCAGAUAACUGUUUCCUCUGCCCAACGUAACCAAACGUCAGACACCGAACACUUGAUUCAUGCCUUUAAAGACUUGACCCCUUGGAUUUUGGUGGAUCUGAUUUCUAUGACAACAAUAGAAGGGGUUGGUAUUCAUGUUUCCAAAGACUGUGACACAUGGACCACUUUCAGUUUAUAUUUUGGCAUUAGUAAGGAUCAACUACAGAAAUACAAUGACCUGGAAUUUAGAAUUUAUCCCGCGAUGAACUGGUGGAACAUAAAUCAGACGUUCAUUUUUCCUAGAUUCAUCAGGACAAGAUAUUUGAAAUUUAAUGCUUCAUUUGAAAAUCCAGCAACCAGAUCUAGAUGUCUUAUUUUUACAUUGUACGGCUGUAAACUUACACGUAUCGUUGACAUAAACAGCGACAGUUUAUCUGAAAUGAUGCCAAUUAAACAAGAAUUGCGAUCUGGAAACUCAUCGGUUUUUGAAAAUACAGGUGUUGAGGAAUGUAAAAAUCUGUGUAGUUUAAAUAGAAGUUGUAGCGUUGCCAGUAUCAGUAAAGAGAAACUCUGUUAUCACUACAUGGGUAAUGAACUUGGAAUUUGGAAAAGUUCUCAGAUUGCCGAAGGUAGCCAGUGGUUUGCAAAACUAAAAACAAAUGAAUAUAUGGUUCCGUUUCCGAGCUUUCGAGGGUCAUAUAACACGUUUUUUGGAAACGUACAGUACUUAGAUGGAGACUCCAUUUUGACGUCACCAAGUUUUCCCCUAAGGACGAAUUUGGACUAUGACAUUAUAUGGGUUGUGGGUUUUGACCUCCGGCGGUUCGCCAAACUUGUUUUCACUAAUAUAUCACUACCUAAGGAUUGCAACUUGACAGUAUCGGAAAACAUCAACAGAUUUUCUGGAUUUGACAUUGACAGGAGUUUUAACAAUGAAGUCUUCGUAUUAGAAACAAACAAAACUCUGGUGUCUUUAACGGCAAGCUGCCUUCAUAUAUGGUUAACGUUGAAAUUCCGAGCGAUUGUAACUGCCGAAGGUAGAUUCUUUUGA
Ruditapes philippinarum (Manila clam) is the source of this 1296-nucleotide messenger RNA. RefSeq lists its product as uncharacterized. NCBI's taxonomy places the organism in Eukaryota, Metazoa, Mollusca, Bivalvia, Venerida, Veneridae. The record is from RefSeq and is a predicted model, not a curated record. The transcript is spliced from 8 exons. The coding region runs from base 373 to 1296 and encodes 307 amino acids.